CCUCGCUGUCCUCGCCGGCAUGUCCGGGCCGCGGCUCGGACGCCCGGGGCUCGCUGUGCUGCUGGCGCUGCUGCCGCUGGCCGGGGCGGGAUGCCCGUGCUCCGAUUCUGCGCUUUGCCGUCCGAUCCGCCGGCGCCCGGACUUCGAGGUCUUUGUGUUUGAUGUUGGACAGAAAACUUGGAAGUCUUAUGACUGGUCACAGAUUACAACUGUAGCAGCCUUUGGAAAGUAUGACUCCGAGCUUAUGUGCCAUGCUCAUUCACGAGGGGCCAGAGUAGUGCUGAAAGGAGAUGUAUCCCUGAAGGAUAUCGUUGAUCCUACUUUCAGAGCAUCCUGGAUAGCUCAAAAAGUUGACUUGGCCAAAACACAGUACAUGGAUGGAAUUAACAUAGACAUAGAGCAAGACGUGGAUUGUUCAUCCCCCGAGUAUGACGCACUGACAGCUCUAGUCAGAGAAACCACAGCCUCUUUCCAUGAUGAGAUUGAGGGAUCACAGGUCACCUUUGAUGUAGCUUGGUCUCCAAAAAACAUAGACAGGAGGUGCUAUAAUUACACUGGAAUUGCAGAAGCUUGUGACUUUCUCUUUGUGAUGUCUUAUGAUGAACAAAGUCAGAUCUGGUCAGAAUGUAUUGCAGCAGCCAAUGCUCCCUACAGCCAGACAUUAACUGGAUAUAGUGACUACAUCAAGAUGGGCAUUGAUCCAAAGAAGCUUGUAAUGGGCAUUCCCUGGUAUGGUUAUGAUUACACCUGCUUGAAUUUUUCUGAGGGUGGAGUGUGCACUAUUGCUAAGGUCCCCUUCCGGGGGGCUCCAUGCAGUGAUGCUGCAGGACGUCAGGUGCCCUAUAAGACCAUCAUGAAGCAAGUGAACACUUCAGUUUCUGGAAGCCAGUGGGAUGCAGAUCAACAGGCUCCUUAUUUUAACUACAAAGAUCCCAAGGGCCAAUUUCAUCAAGUGUGGUACGACAACCCUCAGAGCAUCUCAUUAAAGGCAGCAUACGUCCAAGACCACAGCUUGCGGGGCCUUGGGAUGUGGAAUGCAAACUGUCUGGACUACUCAGGAGACGCCGUAGCCAGGCAGCAAACUGAAGAGAUGUGGGAAGUGUUGAGGCCAAAGCUGUCACCGAGAUGAACACCUUUUGUCAGAUUGUUAAGGUUUAGAAAAGUGACUGUGGUAGUUUGAGUAGAUGGCCCCCAAUAUAUUCAGUGUUUUAUUAGUUUGUAGUUUGGAUCUAUAGCCACCUGGCUGGAGGAGGUGUCACUGGGCAGAUCUUAAGGUGUGGUGGUGGG
Molecule: messenger RNA, 1287 nt
Organism: Jaculus jaculus (lesser Egyptian jerboa)
Lineage: Eukaryota; Metazoa; Chordata; Mammalia; Rodentia; Dipodidae
Gene: Ctbs
Product: chitobiase
Exons: 7
Coding region: 20-1129 (369 amino acids)
Biological process (GO): carbohydrate metabolic process; chitin catabolic process
Cellular component (GO): extracellular region
Molecular function (GO): chitinase activity; chitin binding
Source: RefSeq, a predicted model, not a curated record